Tachysurus fulvidraco (yellow catfish) is the source of this 1986-nucleotide messenger RNA. RefSeq names its product placental growth factor a (gene pgfa). Lineage: Eukaryota; Metazoa; Chordata; Actinopteri; Siluriformes; Bagridae. Gene Ontology annotation, cellular component: membrane. Gene Ontology annotation, molecular function: chemoattractant activity; vascular endothelial growth factor receptor binding; growth factor activity. Gene Ontology annotation, biological process: response to hypoxia; vascular endothelial growth factor receptor signaling pathway; vascular endothelial growth factor signaling pathway. The record is from RefSeq and is a predicted model, not a curated record. The transcript has 8 exons. The coding region runs from base 382 to 879 and encodes 165 amino acids.
UGUGGUUCCCAGGAAACUGAAUGACUCCACUGCUGUAACAAUGUCAAUGUCCAUGUCCAUGUCCAUGAUGGUAAAUGGGGAAGAGCAGGGGGGGUUCUCCUGAAGUCCACAAUUGUUGCAACAAACCGCCCGUCGCCCGCCUUCCCUCAUUAGAACCAGGUGAAACAAAUCCGCAAUCUGUUGCGUGCGCCUUGGCUGGAUAAGGAAGCGCGUUUUUUGUUUUUAUUGUUAUGCACUGGGAAUUGACGCCACAGCAAAGAGCAGCACUAACUUAACGAAAAAUGAGUAUUAGAGCUUGAUAUCAAACACUGUGCGGGAGCGGGUACUCGAAAAAGUGACAGCCGAGCUCAUUGAAGUGCUCUUUUGGAGGUUUGAUUCAACAUGAGCAGUUUGGCCAGUAUAGCACAGAUCCUAGCCACACUUCUCCUCCACAUUCCAUUUACAGAGGUCUCGGACACUCUAAUCAUGACCCAAUCCAAUGUGAUAUUGUUUCCUGAUGUGUGGCAUCGGAGUUUGUGUCGCCCGAUGGAAAGGCUGGUGGAGGUGGAGCAGGAGUAUCCAGGGGUCGUGGAGUACAUCUUUAAUCCUCGCUGUGUGCCUCUUCAUCGCUGUGCUGGCUGUUGUAAUGAUGAACAAUUACUGUGCUCCCCUACCCGCAGACACAAUGUCACAAUACAGCUGGUGAGAAUAAACCCAGUACAGAGGACAAAGCAGUAUGUAGAGCUUUCAUUUUCAGAGCAUUGCUCCUGUGAGUGCAGGCCCAAACAGAAUCACAUAAGAUAUCAGAGGCAGAGGUUAAGUAGGCCAUACAGAAGAAGAAAGGGGAAAAAAGACAAAAAGAGAACAGAAAACACUGCCAGGUGUCAUCAUUUUAGCUAAAUUCCAUUUCCUCUUGUUUUAUUCAUACAUAAGACAUGAACAGUACAUGCAUCUGGGGUCAAAGCCAGGAUGAGUUCUUCUCUCAGAGGAAGCUCUUACAGUCCACAGACAAUAAGAUAUACAUAGUUCUAUGGGAACCAUAGAAUAACAGAGUGGAGGCUCUGUAAUCCCCCUCUAUUGUGUAACUUGCUUAAACCCACUGCUAUGAUGAGUGUGGUAAUGGAAAUGACAAGGAGACGUGACUUUUUGACAAGAUUGAUGAACACAAAGGUGACUGCUACACAUAUCAUUGUUAAAAGAGAAAUGACGACUAAAGCCAGCUUUAUUCAAUGUAUGUAAUAAAUGUUAAAGAAAUCUAAAUUGUGUCUGAUUCUGGUGGCAUAUGUGUUUUUGUAAAAGAUGAAUAAUAUAAUGAAAUUAAUUUUUAACAUGUUCAGCCAAACCUUUGUCCACUUCUUUCCACCAAAGGUUAAAGUAAGAUCAUACUGCUAGGAAAUACAUUUAUGGCAUUUGGAAGACAUUCUUAUCCAGAGCAACUUACAAUUUUUAUACAACUGAGCUAUUAAGGGUUAAAGACCUUCCUCAGCAAUGAUCGCGUGAUGGACUUGUCGAACUCACAACCUUCCAAGCAGUAGUCCAACACCUUAACCACUAAGCUAUCACAUCCACAGCCAAAUGUUCUGUGCAAUUAACUUUAUUCUUUUAAACAAUAACCUGCACUGUUAACGUAGUUUCUAUAUGAAACACUUAGCUAGGCUUGGACCUGUUGAGCACAGAUAGAAAAAGUACAUGCUUUACUGAACUAAACAGGAGUUGACAGGAGUAGAGUUGACAACCCAUGUCCAAGUCCAUGGGGCCCCAUAUGUUUUGAAGUCACCGUGUUUGAGACAUGAACAACUGAUGGUGGUUCAAAUGAUGUUGGAAUGUUCGUUUUUUUUUUAAAUCCAUUCGUGUACUUGUUACUCCAUAUCAGUGCCUCUUAGAAUUUAUUCCAUGCAGGGGGACAUUAGCUUGAAAAAAAACCCCCAAUAAAUUAAAUGUAAACUGACUAAAGAAUAUACCAUUAUCCAGAACAUUUUAAAUGAAUAAAAAUAUAUUUAUGUAUCA